This is a messenger RNA of Dicrocoelium dendriticum, 2370 nucleotides long. The record is from the annotation of a GenBank genome assembly. NCBI's taxonomy places the organism in Eukaryota, Metazoa, Platyhelminthes, Trematoda, Plagiorchiida, Dicrocoeliidae.
AUGGGAGUCUCCGCCAGUUUCAUCCCAGAACUGUUUCGCAACUUCAAUAACAACCCCGUCUUUUCGGACAGAUACGAAACUAUGCAUGGGGAGAAACAUGCCCUGGUAUGCGGUAACUUCGAUAACCACAGUUUACGAGCAUUCAUCAAAGGAUUCCUCAACGGAAGUCAUGCUAAAGGACGAGUACAUCUCAAUUUGGUAAUUUUACGACCAAUGCCGAUCGAUCUAGCUCUGAAAGCCAUUCUCAGCCACUUCCAUGCGUGGGUGCGUUACUUUGUCGGAUCGCCUAAUAACCCUCGCGACUUGGCUCGGACGAAGAUGAAAGAUGCGCGGGCCGCCAUUGUUCUCGCCACACCGAAUUCCACUGAUCGCGAUGCGGAAGACGGAGCCAAUAUAAUGCAAGCAAUCGCCUUGAAGUCACAGAAGAAAACGCUCCGGGUUGUGCUUCAGCUGCACAAUUUCAGAAACAAGUGUCUUAUCAACAACUUCCCGAGGUGGGCGUAUCUGGCGAACGAUGUGGUUGUGUGUAUGGAAGAAUUGAAAUUCGGUCUAAUGGCAUACAACUGUAUGGCCCCUGGCUUUGCUACUCUCAUUCUCAACUUGUUAAAUAUUCAUGGAGCCAAAAAGAUAUCUUCGAGACCUCUUGAGCCAUGGCGCGAGGAGUAUGAAUAUGGAUUUCGCAUGGAACUGCACGAUGUGGGAAUAAGUCACGAAUUCGACAAUAUCAGCAUGCGUGAUUUAUCCACUUUCACAUACGAAAAAUGGAACAUUAUUAUCCUAGCAGUGCGAUGUUUUGAACCUCCUCAAAUGGUCAUCAACCCGACGAAUAUGCAAUAUGUGAUCCAGGGGAACAAGAUGCGGGCCAUUGUGAUUGCAAAGGACUACACGGAGGCACUACGACUGCAAUGGUACUGCACCACCUGCCUAGCCCAUGAAUCCGUCGAACGGUGCCAGUGUACCAAGCCACGCAGUAGCCGACGUCAGAAAGUGACAAUUGCCAAAGAUUUGGCGCUGUAUCAGCAGAUUGAUCAAUCUAGGCGACGAGAUUUCACCAGCGAAUUUCUGGCCAUAUUCGAAGAUGCACGAGCCAGAGCCGGACCUCUGACCUCCUUUCGGCACUCGAUAGAUGUGAUGUUUCCAUUGUCAUUGGGAAGUAAGAGCAUUUCUGGAGCUGGCAACGGUGGAAUUCCGCCACCUUAUAACACGCAGCACAGCAAUCCGGAAACCACAACUGCUCACAGAAAACACGCCAGUAUUGACUUAGUCGCACCCACUGCAGGAUAUAGAUCUGAUACUGCAACCAUUGAUCGAACUGGGUCCUUUCAUUGGGUCAGUGAUAUACCACUGACGAAAGCUACGCUCACUCCAAACCGUGCGACCGAAUAUGAUUUCAGACGACACUUUCUUGUUUGUGUCGUCGGAACUCCGUCUGGCAGGCCUUUGAAUUUGGAAAACUUCAUUCUACCGUUCCGCUUUCACUGGCAACCUGUACAAGACAUUGUCAUCUUGGGAGAUAGCCAUCUGAUCGGUCCGAACGAGUGGACCAAAUUGAAAAAUUUGCCUCGUAUAUUUAUUGUACACGGUGAUCCAUGCAGCUUCACCGACUUACACGCAGUGCAGUUAUGCCGUUCGAACGCAUGUGUAAUAUUGGGCGAUUCCGGAGGUGACUCAAGUCCUUGCACCACAGACCAAUGCCUACAAGACCGAAAAACCCUGCUGUGCGCUAUGAAUAUUCGGUCGUUGCUACAGCGAGAGUUCCAAAUCGUUCAUCUUACAACUGAACUACGUUAUGAAAAGAACGCGCACCUGUUCAGUUCGAUAGACACACAGCAAAACGACUACAAACUACCAGUCUGGUUCAACGAGCCUUUCGCGCGAGGACUCAUCUUCAGCAACUCGCUUCUGUACAGCUGUCUCAGUUCGUUGUUUUAUAACGACGACGUGUUCCACUUCCUCCGCGUGCUCAUUUCUGGUCAAGCAGCGGAUGAAAUCGAGGCACUGUUCGCUGUCGGUAAUGGCUUACAACCGGCAUUGGAGAAUCAGAAAAGUCGGAUGACCGGCGUGAACGUUUCGUUACGUGGGUUUAAUCAACCACCGUUCAGUUUUAUGGCGAGUGAACGGAGAAGGAAACCCCUCACGUUUGGUGAGAUAUUUCUACGCUGCCUGACUUGCUGGGAAAUCCUGUGCCUCGGGCUUUACCGACUUGACAGUCGUGGAUUCCGCUACGUCCUAACCAACCCUCAACCGAACACAGUCCUAUUCUCCCAAGACAUGUUCUACUGCUUCAUGUCAGCCAGCCAGCGAGACACUCCAGGUGCCUGGAAAUUUGGGGAAACACCUCGGGCCAACGUACGAGUGCCAACCUCGUAA